Stegodyphus dumicola is the source of this 1818-nucleotide messenger RNA. RefSeq lists its product as uncharacterized. Gene Ontology annotation, biological process: regulation of transcription by RNA polymerase II. The record is from RefSeq and is a predicted model, not a curated record. Gene Ontology annotation, molecular function: RNA polymerase II cis-regulatory region sequence-specific DNA binding; DNA-binding transcription activator activity, RNA polymerase II-specific. Gene Ontology annotation, cellular component: nucleus. NCBI's taxonomy places the organism in Eukaryota, Metazoa, Arthropoda, Arachnida, Araneae, Eresidae.
CAGUCUUCAACCACAGUUCCAGAAAUAAGAAUGUGCCGAUGACGCCAAAUUACUUGGCGAGAAAGUUAGUAGAUCUUCAUGCAACCCAGAGAAUCUCGUAACUCCUCCCAUUUUUACUCUUUUUUUCUCGUGAAGAUAACCUGUCAACAACGAAUUCUCACCUUGUCUGUCUGUGAUGAUAGUUCUAUGGUAUUGCGCUUAUCUGCCAUAAAUAUGAUUGAGCCAGAUAAACUACUGAUGUCAGUGGUAUUCUGGCUAUAAGUUAUCAGUCAUCCAGUCUAUAUAUAAUACUUGCGUGUAGUCUUUUCUUCAUUAAAUAUAUUUAGUUAAAGGAAAGGGUCUUUAUUGGGUCAAAAUAAUACAAGAACCACCGAUUAUGGAUUAUGACGAAAGUUAUUCCAUAUGUGUAAAGUAUACAAAAUAUCAUUUAAACAAAAAGCUAGUUUAAACAUGCAUAUGCGUAUUCACACAAGUGAGAAACCUUAUAUGUGUGAAGUAUGUAAGAAAUCAUUUAAUCGGAAAGCUUAUUUAAACAAGCAUGUGCUUAUUCACACAGGUAAAAAACCUUUUAUGUGUGAAGUAUGUAACAAAUCAUUUAAUGUGAAAGGUAAUUUCAACAUUCAUAUACGUAUUCACACAGGAGAGAAACCUUAUGUUUGUGAGGUAUGUAAGAAAUCAUUUAAUCAAAAAUCUAAUUUAAACACGCAUAUGCAUAUUCACACAGGAGAGAAACCUUAUAUGUGUGAAGUAUGUAAGAAGACAUUUACUAUAAAAGCUCAUUUAAACCUGCAUAUGCGUAUCCAUACAGGAGAGAAACCUUAUAUGUGUGAAGUAUGUAAGAAGACGUUUAGUGAAAAUAGUAGUUUAAAAACGCAUAUGUUUAUUCACACAGGUGAGAAACCUUAUAUGUGUGAAGUAUGUAAGAAGACGUUUAGUCAAAACAGUAGGUUCAAAAAGCAUAUGUUUAUUCACACAGGUAAGAAACCUUAUAUGUGUGAAGUAUGUGAGAAGACGUUUAGUGAAAAUAGGAAUUUAAAAAACCAUAUGCUUAUUCACACAGGUGAGAAACCUUAUAUCUGUGAAGUAUGUAAGAAAUCAUUUAAACAAAAAGCUUGUUUAUACAGGCAUAAGCGUAUUCACACAGGUGAGAAACCUUAUAUCUGUGAAGUAUGCAAGAAGACGUUUAGUGAAAAUAGUAAUUUAAAAAAGCAUAUGCUUAUUCAUACAGGUGAGAAACCAUACAUGUGUGUAGUAUGUAAGAAGUCAUUUAAUCGAAAAACUGAUUUAAACAUGCAUAUGCGUAUUUACACAGGUGAGAAACCUUAUAUGUGUGAAGUAUGUAAGAAGCCAUUCAGUGAAAAAGGUUAUUUAAAGCAGCAUAUGCUUAUUCACACUGGUGGAAAACCUUAUAUGUGUGAAGUAUGUAAGAAAUCAUUUAAUAGAAAAAAUAAUUUAAAUAGGCAUAUGCUUAUUCACACAGUAGAGACACAUUAUAUGUGUGAAGUAUGUAAGAAAGCAUUUAGUUAUAAGUAUAAUUUAAACAGGCAUAUGCUUAUUCACACAGGGAAACGUUAUGUUUGUGAAGCAUGCAAGAAGCCAUUUAGUCGAAAGUGUAGUUUAAAUAACCAUAUGCUUAUUCACACAGGAGAGGAACAUGCUUAUUCACACAGGUGAGAAACCAAAUAUGUGUGAAGUAUGCAAGAAGGCGUUUAGUGAAAAUAGUAGUUUAAAAAAGCAUAUGCUUAUUCACACAAGUGAGAAACCUUAUAUCUGUGAAGUAUGUAAGAAGUCAUUUAAACAAAAAGCUUGUUUAAACAA